This is a messenger RNA of Vigna angularis (adzuki bean), 2857 nucleotides long. Its product is annotated as protein NETWORKED 2A. The record is from RefSeq and is a predicted model, not a curated record. Bases 1 to 2853 code for a protein of 950 amino acids. Gene Ontology annotation, molecular function: actin binding. Lineage: Eukaryota; Viridiplantae; Streptophyta; Magnoliopsida; Fabales; Fabaceae. The transcript is spliced from 2 exons.
AUGACAGAUAUGGAGGAGAAGGUGAAUGAAGCCCUGGUUGUGCUGCGAGAUGAAGGGGACUCAUUUGCUAAGAGGGCAGAAAUGUAUUACAAGAAGAGACCAGAGUUGGCAAAUUUUGUGGAAGAAACCUUUCGAGCAUAUAAAGCCUUAGCAGACAGAUAUGAUCAUUUAUCAAAGGAACUUCAAAGUGCAAACCGCACUAUAGCCAGUGUUUUCCCAGACCAAGUCCCAUGUCAUAUGGAAGAAGAUGAGGAAGAAGAAAGUGACACAGGAACUAAUUCAAUAUCAUCAGACCCCACCAAUCAAACACAUGAUAAACCAUCCAUUCCUAAAGUUCCAAAAACCCCAAAGAAGGAUUUUAGAAGCCAGUCCAUGUUGAUCUCCAGAAAGGCCACACUUAAGAAGACUCCUAGCUCUGUAAAAUACAUUCCAACAAUUUCAUCUUCUGGUCUGACCAAGGAUGAAGCUUUGGCAGAAAUUGACAAGCUUCAGAAAGAAAUAUUGUCGCAGCAAACUGAGAAAGAGUUCGUAAGGAGUUUGUACGAACGCGCCUAUGAAAAGUACUGGUCAAUUGAAGACCAGAUCACAGCAACACAGAAAAGAGUUUGCAGCUUGCAAGAUGAGUUUGGUGUUGGGACAGUGAUAGAAGACAAUGAUGCAAGAACUUUGAUGGCAGCCACAGCUCUAAAAUCAUGCCAAGAGACUCUGGACAAGUUGAAAGAGAUACAAGUUCAAGCAUCUAAAGAAGCUAAAGAGGAGUAUCAAAGAGUUAAGAAAGCUCAUGAGAUGUUUGAGAUCCUAAGAGACCAAUUCAUUUCUAAAUAUAUGACAGGUCAGCCAGAGCAUGAUGAUGGGGACAAGUGUAAGAGUGUAGAAACAGAUCAAAAAAGCAUAGAUGAAGAGAUGGAUCGGUUGGAGCAAGAGGCGCAUAAUGUGGGGCUAUUGAGAGAGAAGAUCAAACGAAAGUUGGAGGAAGAUUCAAGCAAUUCCUUAACUGUGACUGAAAUGGCUGAGUGCAUUGAUGAGCUUGUAAAUAAGAUUUGUACCUUGGAAACAGCGGUUUCAUCUCAGACUGGUUUGGUUAAGAGACUAAGAUCAGACACAGAUGGACUUCAGACAAGCAUAAGAAAGUUGGAAGAAGACAAGGAAAUGCUCAUAGAAGACUCAGAAGUUACCAAGAAGAAGCUAAAGGAAUUAGAGCGAGAGUUGUGGAGACUUAAAAUGCUCAACCGAAGUGUCAGAAGUCAAGACAACACUCUCCAAACGCACUUUACUGAAGCUACCUGUAACCUUGAGCACCUGUCUGGAAAAUUGACUUACAUGAAGCCAGAUGAGGAGGAGGAGAACUUGGUACUUUACAGGAAGAAGAGAACUGCUUCUGAUGGUAUACCAGGGAAAAAGUCUGAUAAACAUGGUGCUAACUUGUUUGUUAAUAACUUAGAUGUCAAGACAAUAAAGGAAAAAGAUGGUGCAAAUAUUCAUAAGAACGAGUCUAAUUCGAUUGGGAGUAGUUUUCUUAAUGAAAGCAUUCAGAAGCUGCCAUUCCAUGAAAAUGAUAAUUCAUCUGAUACAGUGAGCAAUAUUGACAAUGAAUCACAAGAUUUGAACACUGGUGAGGGAGAUCAACCUAACUGGAGGCAGAUGUUUAUGAGUGGAUUAGAUGACAGAGAAAAAAUUUUGCUGGAGGAGUACACAUCAGUCUUAAUGAACUAUAAGGAGGUCAGGGCUAAGCUCAAUGAUGUGGAAAAGAGAAGCCGAGACAGCAUUUUUGAGUUGACACUUCAGCUUAGGGAGAUGAAGAAUGCUCUUGUGGCAAAGGAUAAAGAGAUACAGUUUUUACGUCAGAAGCUAAACUGUCCAGAUGCAAAUCCUGAUGAAAGUCCCUACACCAACACCACGGAAUACAAAUAUACACCCAAUGAAGCAGUUCUUCGAAGAGCAAGUCAAAGAGCAUAUGGGUCAGACUCAGAAGUUUUACAUUUAAAUUCAAAUGCAGAUGCAAAUGCAAAUGCAGUUACCCCUUUCUCAGAACAUCACGGUGAAACUGAAAGCACGAGAAGUAUGACCUUAUCAUCUCUGAAAAUGACACUUGGAAGGCUCAUGGAAAAUCAGGAUAAGCGCCAUGACCUUUCGAACAUGGAACUGAAAUUCCGUUCAGCCAUCGAUGACUUAAUGGAAGAGAACUUGGAGUUCUGGUUGAGGUUUAGCACUUCAGUUCAUCAGAUUCAAAAGUUCCAAAACUCUAUUCAGGACUUGAAAGCUGAGCUGAAAAUGAUAAGGGAAAGAAACGCGAAAUCUGAAGGGCAUUCAAAUAAUAAACAUCAUAUGCAAUCUGAACUCAGGCCAAUAUUCAGACACCUUAGAGAAAUAAGAACCGAGUUAUCACUGUGGGUGGAACACAAUGCAGUACUUCAGGAUGAACUGCAAGGAAGGUACUCAUCUUUGAGCAACAUCCAAGAUGAGAUAGCAAGAGCGGGGUACGCGGAAUCCGGAGCCGACCACGCUGAGCUAAUUAGCAAGUACCAAGCUGCAAAGUUUCAAGGUGAGAUUCUCAACAUGAAGCAAGAGAACAGCAAGGUUGCAAGUGAACUUCAAGCAGGUCUUAGCCUUGUGAAGGGAAUGAAAGUUGAUGUUGAGAAGACACUUGAUGAGCUAGAUGAAGCUAUUGGUGAUAGUAGUAAGAGUGUCAGCCAGAUAAAAAAAUCCAGUAGUCGUGCUCGAAUACCCUUGAGGUCUUUCUUGUUUGGAGUCAAGUUAAAGAAGCAAAAGAAUCAUCCUUCACUGUUUGCAUGUGUCAACCCAGCAUUGCAAAGGCAACACAGUUUCAAUGAACAAGCACCAGCUCCAAUUUAGAACA